AUGAGCGAGUCUUGGGGCGACACCAUCGCGGACGUGCUGCUGUCCCUCAAGGACGCCGUGGUACACCCGAACUCGCCGGCGGGGGGCGUCGGGGCCUACGGGGCCGGGCCGGCCGAAGCCCCGCCGCCGCCACCGCCGCCACACAUGUUCCCCACCUCGAUGAGCGUCAACCUGUCCAUGAACAUGACCAUGGGUGUGACCAGCUGGGAGCCCAGUUACGCGACGCAUUGGGCGCCCCCGCCCUACCACCACCACCACCCGAGCACGGGCUACGCGAAGGACGUGGCCGCACCCCCGCCCCUGCCGCCGCCCGCGCCGCACCAGGUCGCUGCGGGCCAGGUCGCCGGUGGCGUCGUGGCUCAGGGCGGCAUCGCUGGCGUGCCGGGCGCGGCGCGCGGCUCCGACGGUCGGGUCAACCUGUGCGGCAUCUGCGGCAAGGCGUACGCUCGGCCGAGCACGCUCAAGAUGCACCUGCGCACACACUCGGGCGGCCAACCUGACGGCCCACCUGCGCACGCACUCCGGCGAGAAGCCGUUCCGCUGCCCGGUGUGCGAGCGCCGCUUCUCGCAGAGCUCGUCGGUGACGACCCACAUGCGCACCCACUCGGGCGAGCGGCCCUACCGCUGCUUCCUCUGCAAGAAGGCCUUCUCGGACAGCUCUACGCUGACCAAUCGGGCAACCUGAACCGGCACAUGCGCGUGCACGCCAACGUCUCCUGA
This is a messenger RNA of Dermacentor silvarum, 720 nucleotides long. RefSeq names its product protein glass-like. NCBI's taxonomy places the organism in Eukaryota, Metazoa, Arthropoda, Arachnida, Ixodida, Ixodidae. The record is from RefSeq and is a predicted model, not a curated record. The transcript has 4 exons. The coding region runs from base 1 to 720 and encodes 239 amino acids.